This is a messenger RNA of Periconia digitata, 2264 nucleotides long. Lineage: Eukaryota; Fungi; Ascomycota; Dothideomycetes; Pleosporales; Periconiaceae. The record is from the annotation of a GenBank genome assembly.
CCAUGCAUAUUCUCCGCCGCGACGGCGGGAGCGUCGACAACAUUCUGAUAUAUACUGUGUCCCGGUGUAUAUCAGAGUACGUCUUGAUGACAAAGCGUAUCACUCUCACUCCGCCGCUACGGCGGUAUCCACAACCUGCCCUAAACUUUGUCAUCUCUCAGUCAUUGUGCAAAAAGUUGGUAAUGACGAUGGAGUCUACGAUUCAUACCCAAGCAUCCAAAAGACGCAAACUGCGCAAGGGUACGCAUAGUUGCAGGGAGUGUAAGCGGCGAAAAGCAAGAUGUGUAUUCGCGAGCCCUGUGGAAGGAGUAUGCAUCGGGUGCCGACAUCGAGGUACACUGUGUAUGGGUCAAGAUGAGGAACCUGAAUGGGACAAUCGGGAGGGCAUAGGGGAGACGAAGAUUCCGAACCAGCGAUUGGAACGUAUUGAAUUCAUGUUGGAGGCAUUGAUGGAAGAGCGAGGACUGAACUCCAAAGGCGGUCAUGGCAGAACCGGAAACAAGGAUGCCGUUACUUCAGAAAAUGUCUCUCCCCCUACAAUGGCCUUGGAUGAAGCUGGGACGGCAAACAAUUCAGUGGAAUCCUCACAUCAUCCAGGGCCGAAUAUAACGCUUUCACAGCAACUGUAUGAGCUUCAUCCUUCUGCUGAAGAGUGCCGGACGGUCUGUGCAAAUUCUGAUUACAUUCCUUGUUUUUUCCAGCAACUGCUCUCAAGGAACUAUCUGCAGGUUUUCAAAUCGCCCCCACAGCUUGUCUUGACUAGAACGGAACUCGCCAUACCCCCACCACCAUCUGCACAUCCAAUCCUACUAGCACAGAGACUACUGAUCCUAGCGUGUAUCAGUCAAUACUCUGGCGAUGAUUCAGAGUCUACCAUGCGCUGUAGAGCCAGGAUACAAGAUUUGGCAAACAUUGUCAUCGAGAUGAUCAUGACUAAAGACCACCUUAUGGGAAAUGCUGAAGGGUUGGAGUGUCUAAUGCUGGAAGCCACAUUCCAUUGGAACAACGGAAACAUACGCCGCGCCUUUACGACGAUCAGGAGAGCCAUGGCUCUCGCUCAGCUUCUGGGAUUGCAUCGCCAUGAGUAUCAGGCAGGCCCACAGCAAAUCGACAAUCAGGCUCCAAAAUUCGACGCAGCAUACAUGUGGUACAGGAUUGUCUACCUCGAUCGCCUGUAUUGUCUCAUUCUCGGCGUACCCCAAGGGUCGUCUGACAUCAAAUUCGCAAACCCCACAGCAGUCCUCAAUAUGAGUUUCGAAGAACACUUAGAACGGGAACACUGCAUCAUAGCCUCUCAAAUCCUCUCCCGAAACGAACUCGAAACACACGAAAAUACAACUACAUUCACCUCAGCCAUCGAAAAGGCUCUCCAAUCUGCAGCCAAUAUACCCCCGACCUCGUGGUGGCUCCUACCAACGCUAACAUCUACCUCUUCCCGCGCAGACCGCUUUCUAGCGACCAGUCGUCUCGCCCUACAACUCUUCCACUUCAACCUCAUCAACCAAACGCACCUCCCUUAUAUCUUCCAACAUACUUCUUCCUGCAAAUCCGCAUCAUCCACGACCCCAUACGAUCCAGACCCCAGUAAAAUCGCCUGCGCGACCGCAAGCCGCGAAAUUCUCUCCCGCUACCUUCUCAUGCAAGAUCUGCGUCUUGUAUCAUAUGCCUACACUUUCCUCGACUUCUUCACCCUCAUCGCCGCCAUGACGCUAUUGACACUUCACAUCGAUACCUAUUGGCGUCACCGCUCUUCCACUCCGCAUAUCCUCGCGCACAUGCGGCCCAGCGACCGCGCGAUGGUGGAACGGCUCGUACAUUUCCUUUCUUUGAAAGAUUCGGGGACGUCUGCGAAGGGGUUGCGUGUUCUUGAGGAGUUGCUUGGUGUUGAGGAGGAGGUGUGGCGAUGGGGGAGCGUGGGUAAAGGUGGGAUCGUUAGGGAAAAAGGAGAGAUUAAUGUAGAGGUGGAGGAGGGAGAAGGUGGGCAGAAGAGAUUCUUUGAGAUUCGGAUGCCGUGGUAUGGGCUUUUGAGGUUGAAUGCUAGAAUGACUUGUUUUCAGAGGUGUGCGGAGGUUGAAGAGGUGGAGACUAGGAUUGAGGAUAUAGAUACGAGUAUUGUGGAAGAGGAGGCGGACGUUCUUCUUGGGGGCUGGUUGAAUGGGGGAGAGGGUGACCUUUCACCUACGUUCCUUGGACCGGAUUUGGAGGGGUUUGAGACGGGAUUGUUCGACAGUCUGGAUGGGGCUGUGGGUGGAGGAGAUGAGUAA